Cynara cardunculus var. scolymus (artichoke) is the source of this 1547-nucleotide messenger RNA. RefSeq names its product putative UPF0481 protein At3g02645. NCBI's taxonomy places the organism in Eukaryota, Viridiplantae, Streptophyta, Magnoliopsida, Asterales, Asteraceae. Bases 6 to 1529 code for a protein of 507 amino acids. The record is from RefSeq and is a predicted model, not a curated record. The transcript has a single exon.
UAUUAAUGGCGUCUUUAAACCCACUUUCCGGUCCAAACUCCGGUGAUAAAUCAUGGGUGGAUCACAUCAGCAAAACCUUAAAAUCCCAGAUUGCAGUUACAAUUGAUACGCCUCCAGUUUCCAUAUUUGAAAUUCCCAAAACCCUAAAAGCAGAAAAGCUCGAAGCAUAUACCCCACAACGAAUAGGGCUUGGACCAAAUCACCAUUUUCAGUCUGAGCUCUACCAGAAGAUGGAGCAGAACAAGCUCACUGCAGUCAAAAGGAUUCUAAGGCCUCAUCAAAUUCAAGACCAUCAAGAUCAAGUAGUAGAAAAAGUGAGAGAGAUCAUCCCUAUUAUUUGUGCUUGUUACGAUUUGUACCUUGAUGCUGAUGACGAUACCUUGGCAUGGUUAUUUGCUAUUGAUGGUCUCUUCUUGCUUGAUCACCUGCGUGCUUAUUCGGAUCAUCAGUUUGGAAUAGAAGCAAAAGAUUUGAUCAUGUUAGAGAACCAGAUUCCACUAAUUGUGUUGAAGGAAAUCCAAAAGGCUAUAUCAAUAUCAGAUGAAAAGGCUGAUGCUCAGGAAGAUUACUUGGAAUCUAAGCUCCAUUUUUUCUGUAAGUCUCACUCACCGUUUCUCCUCUCUAAGGAGAAAGUCGAUUUUAGUCGAGUUAACCAUAUUCUUGAUUAUAUGUACCAUUCUAUCGUGAACAAUGAAACAUCGAUCUCAAGACAAGUCAACUUCACAAAUCAUGGAAGUGGUUCACCUGAAAAAGACGCCAAACAAGAGCUACUAGAAGCUUUGGUCAAAAUGGGCGGACUGAUACCGGGUGCUAAACCUUUUCUCGAGAUCAUCGAAUCCAUAAGGAAAGAUUUCUCUGAUAGCAUAGAGAAAAAACAGAUGGUUGAAGAGAUCAAGGUGCCUUCGGUUUCGGAACUUGGCGAUAUUGCUGGAGUAAAGUUUCGUCUAUCACCUGGAAACGAAGGAAUCAGAAAUAUAAGCUUUGUCGUGGAAAAAGAACGGUCUUGUUAUCUCCCUCUUAUUACACUUAAUAUGGAUUCGGAGGUCAUACUGAGAAACUUGGUCGCUUACGAGCAAUUAAUGGCAAAGAAUAGUUUUGCAGCCGGCUAUGGCCUUGAGCUCACGGAAUACGUGGAUUUCAUGUGUGGGAUCAUCGACACAGCCAAGGACGUGAGGUUGUUACGCAAAGAGAAGAUCAUCGAAGGCGACUUGGGUGAUGAGGAGAUUGUUAAAAUGUUUAACGGGAUAGGGAGAUCGCAGGGGAAAAUGAGCGUGGUAUCUGAAUUAAGGAAGACCGUGGCUGAAUUAAACAAGGUUUAUGAAAGCAUGCCGAGAGUUUGGGUCCAGAGGACGGCUGAGAAGCAAGUUCGGGGUUCGGCCAAGGCGAUCACGUUCCUGGUUAGCAUUUCGAGCACAUUGAUCUUGAUUCGUGAGGUGUAUUCGAAGGUUUAUGGUUCGAAUCCACCCCAUAUGAUGUUGGUUCGUUUUCUUUUGAAGCAAGUCGAGUCUUUUUCUUCAUUGAUUCAAUAGGGACAUAUUUGUUUACCU